Emiliania huxleyi CCMP1516 is the source of this 450-nucleotide messenger RNA. RefSeq lists its product as hypothetical. Bases 1 to 450 code for a protein of 149 amino acids. The transcript is spliced from 4 exons. Lineage: Eukaryota; Haptophyta; Isochrysidales; Noelaerhabdaceae. The record is from RefSeq and is a predicted model, not a curated record.
AUGACUAUGACGAUUCAGCGCGUGAACGCCAACUCACCGGCACAGGCCGUGAAGAGCCGCGCCCGCGGGCCGACGAUUACGCAGCUGCGCGCCAAGCAGGCCGCUCUUGUGGCCGCAGCCGAGCUCGCAGCUUCAAGUGACGCCGAGGCGAGUGUGGUGAGGCCGCCCGUUGACGAAGCCAAGCGGUGGGCAGGCGGCAAAGGCCGCAAAGCUCGCUGGCGCGGCACGGAGCCUAUCGCGCGGGAGACUCCAGCGGGCUCGGCGUCUGUUGUGACGAUGCCGCAUCGCAAGUAUUUUGCCUCCGACAAGGAGCACCAAGUGAAGUUCAACCUGUGGCUGAAGACGGGCGACUUCAAAGGCAAGGACGAGUACGAGUGCAUGGCGUGCAAGCAGUGGAAGCCGUGGUUUUGUUACGCGGGCAUGUUCAAGCUGGGUAGCGCGAAGCAAUAA